AUGUCAACUGACAGCACUUCAGCAAUAUUUUUUCACAGUGCUGGCCCGGACACAAAAGCAAAGGCCAUCCGGCCUGGGAAGCGGGAGCGUAAGGAGAUUGCAGUGGCCAAGGCUCAACUGGUCAAGGACGCUAUCAACCUAAGGGAACCCAACCCAACACAAUCAGUUAAGCAAUGGCGUGCUGGCACGUGGGCCCCUAGUAAAGUCAAAAACAAACGAGACAAUAUUACUAAAGUCCCACUCACAAAGGGCAUGUCCUCUCAAGAAAAAGCCCGGUUUCAGGUUGCCCAAAUGUUGAAUCUACGUAACAUUGCUCGUGGCCAUGCCAAGGAGGACAAAGAUGUCGUUGGUUACAUCCCGGAUGCGUUCUUCAAGUCAUCCAACUUCAAGAAUGCCCUUUCCCAAUAUCAGGGAAGUUUUAUCUUGACUCACGGAAACCAGAAGGAGGUCAUCGCCAUAUAUUGUUUGUUUACACAGAAAGUACGUUAUCUGGUCAAGACGAAUGAAGCCCUAGUCAAAGGAAAGAUGUAUGCGCACGGCUUUAGGUCCUUGUUGACGGGGACUGGUCCUUAUGCGAAUUGCUCAAAACUCCAGAAGGUGAAAAAUUGGAGCAAGAAGGAGUAA
Puccinia graminis f. sp. tritici CRL 75-36-700-3 is the source of this 624-nucleotide messenger RNA. RefSeq lists its product as uncharacterized. Lineage: Eukaryota; Fungi; Basidiomycota; Pucciniomycetes; Pucciniales; Pucciniaceae. The transcript has 3 exons. The record is from RefSeq and is a predicted model, not a curated record. Bases 1 to 624 code for a protein of 207 amino acids.